Messenger RNA from Trypanosoma rangeli, 792 nucleotides. Its product is annotated as zinc finger-domain protein. Gene Ontology annotation, molecular function: metal ion binding. The record is from RefSeq and is a predicted model, not a curated record. Bases 1 to 792 code for a protein of 263 amino acids. The transcript has a single exon. Lineage: Eukaryota; Euglenozoa; Kinetoplastea; Trypanosomatida; Trypanosomatidae.
AUGUCAUUUUCUGUUCGAGCCGUCAAUUCCCCAUCGUCACAGAGAAGUUCGGCUUCUCAGGCGUACGUGUCGCCGAAGAUGCCUCCGCAAACAGUCAUGCGCCUAAAUAUGCCAUCGUUUUCUCUUUCUACCGCGGAGGACACGCUGAACAACGGCAAUCUUAGCUUUAUUACGAAGAAGAUUGGAACCAAUCCGACGCGGUACAAGACAGUGAUAUGCCGUAACUGGGAGGCAGGGAGCUGCAACUUCAAGGGAUGCACGUUCGCCCACGGUGUUGAGGAACUUCGUGCCCCAAUGCGUGUUGAAUGCUACGGAAGUUCCAAUCUGCAUCCACAUGCCACUGCACAGGGAAAGACACCACCCCAGUAUUCUACGGCGUUGCCGGGGUCUCUGGGUUCGCCACGGAUUGAACAAUUAUUGGAGAUGUUAUACGCGGAGGUGAUCCGUGACCGAGACCUUGUGACGGUACAUGUGGAGGCCAAUCGCACUCUUGAGUCACUGCUAAGGAAGGAACAAGCACUCCAUGACGAGACGCGGGCUCAAUUAGAAGCUGAGAGAACAAAAGCUAAUGAGCUUAUGCGAAUGGUACUGCAAACUAGCGAAGAACUAAAAAUGUUUCUCGACUCUCGUACAACUACCGAAAAACAGCGUGAUCGCAUUGCGGUACUAUUGAAUAAACUGAUAUUUAUUGUUCCUCAGUGCGAUAAUGCUAGGAAUAAAGAGAAAGAAGAGAAUAGAGUGGAAGAACUGCUUAGGGCACUGCAACAAUGCCAGAAAUCCGCAGACGCCUAG